AUGGACGGCCUAACAGCAGCAGAACAACGCGAAUUCCAAGCCGUCGUCGAACGUCGACAAAUGCGUGAAUUCAUGACAAUGUACUCAAACCUCGUCCAACGCUGCUUCGAUGACUGCGUCACAGACUUCACCUCGAAAACAAUGAACAACAAAGAAGAAGGUUGUAUUUCAAAAUGUGUCGAGAAGUGGUUGAAGGGUAGCGAGAGGAUGGGCCAGAGAUUCGCUGAGCAGAAUGCCGCAAUGAUGCAAAGCGGUGGCUCAUUAGGUGGAGCCGGUAGAUAA
Orbilia oligospora ATCC 24927 is the source of this 282-nucleotide messenger RNA. RefSeq lists its product as uncharacterized. The transcript has 3 exons. NCBI's taxonomy places the organism in Eukaryota, Fungi, Ascomycota, Orbiliomycetes, Orbiliales, Orbiliaceae. The record is from RefSeq and is a predicted model, not a curated record. The coding region runs from base 1 to 282 and encodes 93 amino acids.